Messenger RNA from Alternaria conjuncta, 1488 nucleotides. RefSeq lists its product as uncharacterized. Bases 1 to 1488 code for a protein of 495 amino acids. The transcript is spliced from 2 exons. NCBI's taxonomy places the organism in Eukaryota, Fungi, Ascomycota, Dothideomycetes, Pleosporales, Pleosporaceae. The record is from RefSeq and is a predicted model, not a curated record.
AUGGUUGUUAUCACACAAGGACCUGGGGCCUUGUGGGCUGGUGCCAUCACACCAGUCGCGGCUCGAGGCGUACAGCAAGUCGGCAGCAUCGCGACACCGCAGUUUACGGCAGCCUCACGACACAUCUGGGACUCGGAGUUCGCGAUUAACGAAAACGGCAAUCUUUGGAAUUACGUACAGAACUGCACUGCGAUACAGGGCGAGGUCACCUAUGUGUCGAACUGCCCGGUGCCAAACCAACAAAGGGCGCUGCUCGAGGCUGCUCGUAGCGCCAACACCGGCACGAGAGCGAUCCAAAAUUCAUCGAAGCCAGACAAUUCUAUGUGGACAUACCAUGGGCGAUCGUAUGGAGUGGGCUCAACCCAGGGGCUACGGGAGGUUGCUCAAGUGCCAGUAGAGUACGGUCUACUCGGCUAUACCUACAACGAGACGGGCUACGAAGCCAGCGUCGAUUGCAUUCGUAACGCGAGCGCAAAUCUCACAUUCACACUAACCGAUAACGUCGCCAACGUGGACAUCUGGCAUGUCGAGGGCAAGCUGCCGAAUUCACUCGUUAGCGAGUUCUAUCCGGUCAUGAAUUGGCAUCGCGAUUCGCUCGAUGAUACGACAUUGCUCGCGUGGGCAGCUUUCGCAAACCCAUCUUCAGAUCCAAAACACAUGGUCGGCAUUGUUGCAAGCGCGAUGUAUGGUAACUUCAGCAACUUGCAAUGCGAGAUAACCUUCUCGCCGAGGCUCUUCUCCAUCGAUGUCGAUGGAAUCUUGCAGACAAUUGUGGUCUCGCCCGUCGGCAGUAGCAAUGCUGUCGACCCCGAGCCGACGGGUCAUCUACAGAGUAACGCGGUCUACUCGCUCAAUCUCCUGUCUCGUAUGAGCACUUCGCUCUACGUAUCUGUGCUUGGUGAUACACUCGCAUACAAUCUUGAAACCCUCGCAAACACUGUUAGAGCCUUGGACGAAACGACCAUUCUUCGAGCGACGGAAGAGAGCUUUGUUGCUAUGCUGGACAACAUACUGGGUAUCUACGGUGGGGCGCAGACGGCGCUUGCCAAUGAGACUGUGCCCGUGUCCAUCGAGGGAAAAUACAUGAUGAUGCGGUUCGGCCAGAAGUCUUACCAAUGGGCUGUGGUGAUAGUAAACGGUAUCUUGCUGGUUGUCUUGCUAGCUGAAGCUAUACGCACGCGAGGAUGGCGCGGAUUACCGCGAUUUGAUCCUCUCGAUUUCAAAAGCGUCGUUGCUACUGCAUCAUUCGGAAGCGACGCUAUAGCAAUGCGGCUCAAGAAGCAACAUGAGCGAUUGGGUAGCGUUACAGACUCGAACGGUGUUUGGUUCGGAGACUCGGAAGACAGAACGCUAGGACAUAUGAAGGUGCACUUGGAACAAGGCCCGGGAGAUAUCGCUAUCGUACUUUCAGACAACGACGUACUAGGCGGGGUAUCAGAAGAAUUGCUACCUAAAGGUCAGGUUACUCGUCGCGUUGAGGCAUACUAG